ACCAUUAUGGCAUGGAGUUAAUGCUGUGUUUGCUUUCGGGUUGCAUAUUUUUCCCGGCAUGUUUUAUUAUUGUGAAUGCCUAUUUGAAUUAUUUUAUCACAUUUAAACUUGAUAAGGACGAUAUAGCAAAUAUAUCUGAAAAAUGUGUAUCAAGUAUACAAGCAAUAUGUUCAUGUGUAGUUGGUAUAGUUAUUGUAAUGUCUUGUCAAGAUAUUAUACAUGACAGACAUUGGUUAACGAACGGCUAUACUUGUUUCGGUCUACCCUAUUUUGUUUAUGAUACUUGGGCGAUGUACAAUAGUCAUUAUCAUCACCAUAGAGAAAUACAGACAUGGCCAAAUUCACAGAAAAUGCUUCAUUAUAUGAAGCACACUAAACUCUUAUUGUUACACCAUUUAUUUUUUCCACUUAUAUUUUCCCCGGUGAUAUUGUAUUUUCGACAAGGUUUAGGUGAUUUUUAUAUUGGUGUUUUCUAUUUGAUAGAGAUUACUAUUCCAUUUAUCAGUGCUAGACAAGUCAUGAUACAGUUAAAGUUAACAGAAUAUCCAUCCUAUAAAGUUGUUGGUUUAUCAAUGAUAGCUGUAUUUUUUAUAAGUCGAAUACUUGUAUUCCCAUUUCUGUACUGGUCACACUCCGUUUACGCCAAGAUAUCAUUUUGGAAGGUCUUUACCAACAUACCAAUUAAGUGCAAUCUGGGAUGUCUAGCUGUUCUGUUACCCCAAUUGUAUUGGUUAGGUCUGAUGAUAAAGGGAGCUUUAAAAUUCUUUGGCAAACCAAAAACCACAACGUUAUUACAAUUGAAAAAUAAGUAGCUAACACUUUUUAAAUGCCCACAUUUUUAUGUGGACGUGUACUAUCGUCGCCCCUGUCCGUCCGGAUGUCUGUCUGUCCGUCCACAAUUUGUUUGUGGGCACGCUGCAGGUCACAAUUUUUAUCCGAUUUUGACGAAACUUGAAAAAUAGUUUUAUAUCCCAAAGAUCUUGGUUCCUUUCAAAAUCGACAGGUAAUCUAAGCGUAACUUAUGGCUCCUGAUUGUACGAAAAGUCAAGUUUUUAGCUUGUGAACACUCAGAUUUUGAUGAAACUUGAAAUGUAUGUUUAUAACUCAACGAUCUCGGAUCCUUUCAAUAUUCGUGCAUAUCAGACUGUAACUUCCUGGAUUGUGGCCCCUGACUGUACAAAAAUUUGUGUUUCUAGCUUGUGGUUCCCGAGGUCAUAAUUUUUAUCCGAGGAGGGUUGAUUUCAAAUUUCGUGAAAAUCGGACCAAAACUGCUGAACAAAAUGGUCGCUCCCUGUAUGCAAAUAGUGUUCAAGUAUGUAAUAUCAAGGUUGUGCACCCUCUAGAGAUCACAAUUCUGAUCAAAUUUUCAUGAAACUUAAAAUGUGUGUUUAUAUCCUAACGAUCUUGGUUCCUUUUGAUAUUCGCAAAUAUCGGAUUGUAACUUCUUGGAUUACGUCCCCUGAUUGUACGAAAAAAUCGCGAUUUUAGCUUGUGGGCCCUCUAGUGGUCACAAUAUUAAACCGAUUUUAAAAAUUGUUAAAUAUAUCACUGUUACACCCUGAUGAUUGUUGAGUUCGAAUUUCGUAAAAAAUCGAACCAAAACUGCCCGUCAAAAUGGCCACUGCUUGAAUGCAAAUAGUGUAAAAGUAUGUAAUACCACGGUUGUGGAACUACCUCUAGAGGUCAAAUUUUUAUCCAAUUUUGACGAAAAUAAAAAUAUGUUUAUAUCCCAAAGAUCUCAGUGGUUUUGAUUCCCCGGUUGUAUGUGACAAAGAGUUCUCUCCUGGGCCUCCGGUUUCCUCUCACUGCUAAAGACCCCUACGCGCAAGCGAAUUAUUUAAAUAAAGUUGAAGCAUGUGUUAGUCAGUCCCAAAAUUACCUAGUUUGUGUCGAGUGGACGUUAAACCCCAUUUCUCUCUCUCGACUUUUUCUUUGAAAUCAAAGGAAAAAAUUUUUUAGUGCUUAUUUGUGGCACAUACGAUCACAUCACCCAAAAGUUUAUAUGUUCUUAUUCAUUCUACUGAUCACCACCAGCAAUUUCUGUUUAUGUCUGAGCAUACAGCAGCAAUGGAAUACUAGGAUUACCCACAUACUUAUUACCCAUACCAGACAUAUCAAUACAAUGUUUGUUCAUGUGGUUGGGUCAAUUUUUUUAAACAGAUAGGGAGAGAGAAAAAUGGGGUUUAACAUCCACUCGAGGUUGGACAGGCAACCCUACUCCUUGUCACGUACAACCGGGGAAUCGAAUCAACGCCACUCAACUCAGUGAUGGACCUUAUGAUACAGCGAGCAUGUGCUAACCAUUCAGGUUUUUUUAAAUAACUCUUUCGAGAAUGCUUGCAGUCGAUUUUACAAAACAUACAAGUUAAUCAUGACAUUAUAGUUUAUAUUGCUAUAAAAAUUAAAAUCCUCACAAAAUACAUAUCAAAAACACUUGAUAUCAUGAAGAUAUAUACAUGAUAUUAUUUGUAUUUUCACAAUUUGGUUUUAUUUAAUCAAUAAUUUUAUACAAUUUAAUUAUUAUUUUUCUGUUUUAUUAGUAAGUACUAAGUAUCUUAAAAUAAUAAACCUAUUAGUUAAUAAACUAUGACACAUACUUCUGGAAAAAAUAGCUACUUAUUUAUUUGCGCGACAUUUCGAAGAGUAUUAUCUAUGUUACCAACCUAAUACGUUGAGUGAAUACUCUUCGAAAUGUCGCCCAAAUAAAUAAGUAGCUGUUUUUCCAUAAGUAUGUGUUAUAGUUUAUUGCUCUAUUGAGUUACUAAAUGCCUGUUAAAGAUUAUAACUUAUUAGUUUUUGUAUGAAUUAAUUUAUUAUGCAAUGUGUAGUACUAUGCAGCACUAUGAGUCGCUGGGGUGGAAAGUCAGUAAGCCAAAAACUCCUCACAUCCAACGUGUGACGCAUACUUUCUUCUGCUACAUAUUUUAAUAGCCUUGAGAUCGUCUAGUAUUGUCUCUGGUUAUAUUUGUAAUUCUCUUCUUUUGGCUAGGACUUGUAUAUGUGUAUAUUCUUCUUACUAUCUCAGUGGUUAAGACUUUAUCUUACCAAGAAAAACAAUGCAACAGUUCAUUUCUACAUUUUUAUGUCAAGCUAGGAUACAUAUGGUUACAAUGCAUGAUAGAUUACACUACAAUACUUAAAACUAACAUGUCUUUCUCUCAACCCCCUAACUUGCAGAUUGAGUUUACUGACAGAUGCCGACAUCAUAUGGGCAUGGCUUUCCUACAAAUCAAUGGGGUCUACUCCAUCCCGCUGGUGUCUCCUGAACCAUGGCGGUGUCUCCCGAAUUAAGCGGCAGUCUCUAGAAACUCAGAUGGUAAUCUUUACGGAACCCGCUUGGUAUCUGAUCUUAAAGGCCUGGCAGAGUCUCUUUUUGUAGGACCCAUAUUGAUAGUGGCCUUGAAGGCUAUCACGCUGAGAUCAGUCUAUUCUGUGCAAUUACUGAUAUGACUAGACUAAACUUGGCUUAUGAUGCAAUAGGAAUUUUCUGGUUUCACCUAUGAUCAGCUAUGUUUUGGCUUUAUAAUUCUUUUUCUGUAUCAAUUGUCACUCAUUUUGAUUUAAGUGUGUGAGACUAUUAGCCAAAGAUAUAAUAUUAAUACAGUGCUAUUAAUUUAAAGAGCAAAGAUUCUACAAUAGUCUUACAAAUGUUGUUUUUACUCAUAAUUGUUUUGCUCAAUACCUAUAUUUUACGAAUUUUGUAUUAUUUUAUAUUUAUUUAACAUUGUUUGAAAUUUGUAACAAAAAUUUUGGUUUGUAU
Molecule: messenger RNA, 3760 nt
Organism: Patella vulgata (common limpet)
Lineage: Eukaryota; Metazoa; Mollusca; Gastropoda; Patellidae
Product: TLC domain-containing protein 3A
Exons: 5
Coding region: 12-812 (266 amino acids)
Biological process (GO): lipid homeostasis
Cellular component (GO): endoplasmic reticulum; membrane
Source: RefSeq, a predicted model, not a curated record